Molecule: messenger RNA, 1984 nt
Organism: Topomyia yanbarensis
Lineage: Eukaryota; Metazoa; Arthropoda; Insecta; Diptera; Culicidae
Product: gustatory and odorant receptor 22-like
Exons: 8
Coding region: 437-1819 (460 amino acids)
Biological process (GO): sensory perception of taste
Cellular component (GO): dendrite; membrane; neuronal cell body
Source: RefSeq, a predicted model, not a curated record
CGCUCUGUGUCGCAUCAGAAAUUAUACUACAACCUACAUAGCAAACAUUACGACUACGAUUGAACAAACGAUAGUGGGUGCACUGAGUCUACUAUAUAGUUAUGUUCUAACGAAUGCGAACCUAUUGCUAGUCCUACUGCACAAUACUGUACCGGUUGCACCAGAUCGAACAAAUAAACAAACUCAGCGGCAAAUUAUAUCAAUAUCCAAUAAGCAACCCGAUGCCAGUGCAGAUACGGAGGAAGCGCGAAAAGUACAUUAAAAUCAUAAAUACUGGGUGCUGAAAUCGAGAGAUAAACUCUUCUGCAUAGGAAAAGGGCAGCAAAGACCAACCGACGGACCAACCGACAAGAAAUAUUGGAUAUUGUCUAACCCGUGGAUAGUGUAAAUUAAUCACAAACUCUCAACAAAAUAUCAGAUCAUAUCGCACACCGAAAUGAUUCACAGCCAGAUGGAAGCUUCCCCCUAUCGGAUGCGGGAGCAGAUUUUCAACCCGAAUCAGCGCCAACAGCUGGAAGAUAAUCGCCGAAUUAAAGAACAGCUGGAACAGUUGCAGAAAGAUAAUGUCUCACCGAGUCAAUUGUACAGGCGCCAACAAAAGAUUCAAAUGGAUGUUAACUUGCUCGAUGAACAUGACUCCUUCUAUAAGACAACCAAGAGUCUUUUAGUGCUGUUCCAGAUCAUGGGCGUUAUGCCGAUUAUGAGAAGCCCGGAAGGAGUCAACAUGCCUCGCACUACUUUCACCUGGUGCUCGAAAGCCUUCAUCUGGGCGUAUAUUAUCUAUGCCUGCGAAACGGUCAUGGUUGUCCUGGUGGCACAAGAACGCGUGAAAAAGUUCAUCUCGAACAGUGACAAACGCUUCGAUGAGGUGAUCUACAACGUCAUAUUCAUGAGUAUUAUGGUUCCCCAUUUUCUACUACCGGUGGCAUCCUGGCGCAAUGGAUCCGAGGUGGCCAAGUUCAAAAACAUGUGGACAGACUACCAGUACAAGUACCUGGUGGUGACCGGGAAGCCCAUCGUUUUUCCGAAGCUGUAUCCGAUCACUUGGGCGCUGUGUGUGGUUUCAUGGUCACUUAGUAUUGGGAUUAUGUUGUCGCAGUAUUACCUGCAGUCGGAUUUUCAGUUUAGUCACACUUUCGCCUAUUACCACAUCCUUGCGAUGCUGAAUGGAUUCUGUAGUCUGUGGUUUGUCAACUGCACUGCAUUCGGAACAGCAAGUAAAGCUUUCGCCAAAGCACUUUCCGAGCUUCUGUCCAGUGAACGGCCAGCUGCUAAAUUAACUGAGUACAGGCACCUAUGGGUGGACCUCAGCCACAUGAUGCAACAGCUAGGGAAAGCAUACUCAAACAUGUACGGAAUCUAUUGUUUGGUGAUUUUCUUCACCACAAUUAUCGCCACCUAUGGAGCGUUGAGCGAAAUCAUCGAGCACGGAGCCACCUAUAAGGAGUUCGGUUUAUUCGUCAUUGUUUUCUACUGCAUGAGUCUGCUGUUCAUCAUCUGCAACGAGGCCCAUCAUGCCUCCAAAAGGGUUGGCUUGCACUUCCAAGAACGUCUGCUGAAUGUAAAUCUCACGGCGGUGGACAAAGCAACGCAAAAGGAAGUGGAAAUGUUCCUAGUUGCUAUCGAUAAGAAUCCCCCGACGAUGAAUCUGGACGGAUAUGCCAACAUAAAUCGAGGAUUAAUUACUGCGAACAUUUCUUUUAUGGCAACCUACUUGGUUGUACUGAUGCAAUUCAAAUUGACUCUGCUGAGACAAAGCGCUAAGAAAGCACUUGUUUCGGCUCUAAAAGCCAACUUAACUCGGACCGAAACCAAUUGAACGAGAACUUAGUUUACAGGAGAGCCAUUUUAAUGUAUUUUCCAUGGAAACUUGUUUCUCCCUUUCUCCUCAUUUACACAUUUUAUUCUAAGCCUUUAGAACUUAUUGAACUUCUUCUUGGCACCAGCCAGUUUGCUCACCUUUAGCACAUUGAAGCGCACGGUC